ACGCAGUUUGACGCUUCGGGGGUGGCGGUACUACGGGGAGAGAACGACGGAGCGGAGAGUCAUUCAGGGUUAAAAUAUUCCGCCUUGGGGGGUGGGGGAGGACAUACUUCACUGCCAACCCAGUGACAAGGUUGGGUCUGCGGUGCCUGCAACCCAGGAAAACAUGGAGCUCGAGAAUAUCGUGGCCAACACAGUCCUGUUGAAAGCAAGAGAAGGAGGUGGUGGAAACAGAAAAGGAAAGAGCAAGAAAUGGAAACAGAUGCUUCAGUUCCCCCACAUCAGCCUGUGUGAGGAGCUCCGGCAAACUACAGAGAAAUACUACAACAGCCUUUGUGAGCGGCAGCCAAUCGGACGCAUGCUCUUUCGCCAGUUCUGUGAAACCCGGGUUGAGCUGAGGCGCUGUGUCAAAUUCCUGGACACUGUGGCAGAGUAUGAGGUCAGUCCAGAUGAGAAGAGGAGGGAGUGUGCUCAGGAGCUCCUAGACAAGUACUUCAGCCCAAAGUCAGAGGAUCAUGUCCCCGAGUUGGGGGAGGAAAUGAUGGGUCAGUUUACAGAGAGACUGGAGCAGGAGCAGGAGCCCUGUAAAGAACUCUUCAACGAGUGCACCAAACUGAUCCAUGACUACCUGAGUGUGGCUCCCUUCGCAGACUACCUCGACAGCAUGUACUAUAACCGGUUCCUGCAGUGGAAGUGGCUGGAGAGGCAGCCAGUCACCAAGAACACAUUCCGACAGUACAGGGUAUUAGGAAAGGGAGGCUUUGGUGAGGUGUGUGCUUGCCAGGUGCGAGCCACAGGAAAGAUGUAUGCGUGUAAGAAGUUGGAGAAGAAGAGGAUUAAGAAGAGGAAAGGAGAGUCCAUGGCCUUGAACGAGAAGCAGAUUUUAGAGAAAGUCAACAGUAGGUUUGUAGUGAGUCUAGCGUACGCCUAUGAGACGAAGGACGCUCUGUGUCUGGUGCUCACCCUGAUGAACGGAGGAGACCUCAAGUUCCACAUCUACCACAUGGGAGACGCUGGCUUCGAGGAGAAGAGGGCUGUGUUCUACUCUGCCGAGCUGGCCUGUGGCCUUGAGGACCUGCACAGAGAGAGGAUCGUAUACAGGGACCUGAAGCCUGAGAACAUACUAUUGGACGACCAUGGCCAUAUCCGGAUAUCAGACCUGGGCUUGGCUGUCCACGUGCCCGAGGGAGAGACUAUCAAGGGUCGGGUUGGCACCGUUGGGUACAUGGCUCCGGAGGUGGUUAAGAAUGAGCGCUACACAUUCAGCCCAGACUGGUGGGCGCUGGGCUGUCUGCUGUAUGAGAUGAUCGAGGGCCAGUCUCCCUUCCAGCAGCGCAAGAAGAAGAUUAAACGUGAGGACGUGGAGAGGCUGGUCAGAGACGUGGAAGAGGAGUACUCAGACAAGUUCUCAGAGGACACCAAGUCCCUCUGCAAAAUGCUGCUGGCCAAAGAGCCCAGUGAGAGGCUGGGCUGCCAGGGGGAGGGUGCUACGGAGGUGAAGGCCCACCACAUCUUCCGAUCCAUCAACUUUAAAAGGCUGAAGGCUGGCAGGCUGAAGGCCCCCUUCACCCCUGAUCCCCAGGCCAUUUACUGUAAGGACGUACUGGACAUCGAGCAGUUCUCCACGGUCAAGGGGGUGGAGUUGGAGCCCAAAGAUGACUCCUUCUACUGUAAAGUGUCCACAGGCAGCGUGUCCAUCCCCUGGCAGAUGGAGAUGAUCGAGUCUGAGUGCUUUCAGGAGCUCAAUGUGUUUCACACAGACGGGACAGUUCCCCCGGACCUGGACUGGAGAGGACAGCCCUCGCCACCACCUAAACAAGGGCUGCUUCAGAGGCUCUUUGGGAGACAGGACUGUUGUGGGAACUGCAGCGACAGUGACGAGGAGCCCACCAGGCUGUGACUGAGCUCCCUCCAACCAAUUACAUACACCAAGGAUCUCAUUUGUUUACAAAUUUUGCACAUUUGUAUCUUUAAGAUAGUUCUAUAUAAAUAUUGGAAUGUAUAUUUUCAGUAUAUAGCCAUAAAGUCCAUGUCAUUUAAAUGUAAUCAUUAUUCAGAACCCAUCAUAGGAGGCAACAACAGGUAAGCCUAAAACUGCUGUGGUCACCCCCCCCCCCAAAUCUGUUGAUAGUGUUGUCAGCUUUUCUUUCUCUUUUAAAAAGUGUCGACCGUGCUCCGACUGCUAAGUGUUUCUGAAUGAAAAGUGUACGUCCACAACUAUUUUUAUAUUUAUAUUUUAUUUUUAUUUACUUCAUGUAAUUCUAGGCAAUCAAAUUAGGAAUGUUGUGUGAACUGUAGGCUUAAAGGAAAUUGAAGACUAAGGUGAACUUUUGGUAUGAGGUAAUGCAUUAUGCACAUUCUAGGAUUCAAUCUAGAGACACUUGAUAUAAACCAAAUAGAUAUGACUAAACACUGCAAACAAGUGUAUAAUUUGUAACACUCGCGUCCGAAGUGUGUCUUCCAAUGAAUCUGAGUUUAGGUAGAAAGCAUGUUAGUUCCCAACCAUAUUAUGAGCUAGAGAAGUGAAUUGACAAAAAAAAAAAAAUGCAUUGUAA
Messenger RNA from Oncorhynchus tshawytscha (Chinook salmon), 2552 nucleotides. RefSeq names its product G protein-coupled receptor kinase 6. Gene Ontology annotation, molecular function: ATP binding; G protein-coupled receptor kinase activity. Gene Ontology annotation, biological process: signal transduction; regulation of signal transduction; protein phosphorylation. The record is from RefSeq and is a predicted model, not a curated record. NCBI's taxonomy places the organism in Eukaryota, Metazoa, Chordata, Actinopteri, Salmoniformes, Salmonidae. Gene Ontology annotation, cellular component: plasma membrane; cytoplasm. The transcript is spliced from 16 exons. Bases 164 to 1897 code for a protein of 577 amino acids.